AUCGCCCAGGCCGCUUUUACACAUUCAACUCUUAAUUUCAACUCAUUGUCAUGGUGCAUAGCAUUCCAGAUCCCGCUUCAGGACAAACCCUUGAAGAGCUUCACAGAGUAGUCGUGGCACUGCCGCGUAUGCCCAAAAAUAUCGUCGACGAUACUCGUCACGAAAAAGUGCUGUCCUAUAUAUCUGCCUUUAUUGCACAGGAAGAUCCUGUGUUGAUCCAUACAAUGUUGGUUGAUUGGGCUAUCCUUGAUAUCUUUCAGGCUUGCCUUACUUCUGAUCAGGAUUAUCGUGUCAGCUGUGUAGCACUACGUCUCUUAGGUUACUUACUGAAGCAUGACCCUACACCAGCAACGACCAUUAGUAGCAGUGGUAGCAGUAAUGAUAACAAUAUACCUAACGUAUGGCAACAACUUGAAACUCAUUAUCCGAUUAUUCUGAAAUUCAUGAUUGACAACACUAUGGGAGAGGAAGCUUUAACACGUUACUCAUGUUGGUUCGCGUGGGAACACGCAGUCAAAUAUGAUGGCGGCGCACGAUGGCUAUUGGAGACAGGGAAAUCCGCUGGCAUGGUCACUGCUGCGCUCAAAGAUACCAGCACUUAUGUACUGAGCGCAGCGUGUCGGUUUUUGGUAGCCAUUAUUGAGAACCGUAGCAUUGACAUAGAACGGAUCACAGCUCAUGAUACGCUAUUGGACACACUGCUGGAGUCAAUAUCUUUAUACAAAUUAAUUCAUACCAUGAUGACAGACCAGGAUCUGGAGAGUAAUAGAGUCGCAGGCUUGGAGUUCCUGUGGAUGGUAACAGAUGCUAGAUCAGAUCAUGGAUCGGCAUUUCUACGUCAAAGUCAACUGCUUUUCUCAUACAUGGACUUACUUAUGGAUGAUUCACGAUUAGUCAGAAGUAGAGCCUUGGAUAUUCUUUCCAUUUUAUUGGAAUCAACAGCUAAUCCUUUGAGCAUCCUCGGGAAGGACAUAGCACCGACGCAAGGGAUGGAGCUGGACAAAUCAGAUGACCAAGCUAUGGUCGAAUGCUUUAAUUAUUUGUUGGAUCAUGAUGUAUAUUCAUUGAUCAUCCUCACGGACUCACUCAAGGCACUUCAUGUGGCAACGGGUAUUUUGGAUGCAAUGAUCAAACCUUUACGUCAAAGUGAGGAAAUGCAUGGCAUCGGAACCGAUUUUAAGGAUACUAUAGUAUCAGUCAUCCUUUGGAUUUUGCAGGCAUUGCAGGAGAACACAAAGGGAGGUCCAAUGGCUGCUGUUAGUCAUAUCCAAGCUAAUACUAUCAUAGUACAGGGCAAAGGCAAGCUUGCACAUCAACUUAACCAACCUGGCUUUCAAUCUUUGGUCAAAUCGCAGAGUCAAGCAAAGCCAAUGAAAGGCGCUUCAGCGGCAGCAGCUAGAGGUGGCACGCUAUCCAAGACGAUAGUCUUAUCAGCUCUCAAGGCUCUCCAAAGUUUGGCCUUAUUAUUCCCGGAAACGGUAGAAAAGAGUGCCGCUAUCCAUAUGAUACUAUUGAUUUUACUUGAUCAAAAGCUAUGCUCAGAUCAGAGGGUUUUCAAGGCAUGCUUGACAGCACUCCCUAUUGUUCUAAAGACAAAGAUUCAGGAUGGACAGUUACUAGAUGAGCAGUUGUUUGCGAAUGCAAUGAUGGUUAUCCUCGGACUUUUACAACGCCAGAGUGUUGGAAGUACAUCUGUCAAGUUGAUUCUCACAGCCAUCCUUGAGUUUUUUGCAGACAAUACUAUCGGAUCAAUACUGUCAAAUGAGAAAGUAGGGCUGGAUCUGGCAAAUGCUCUAGGGCUCAAGCUAUAUGACAUGGAGUGGGAUGUACGCGAUAAUGUAAUUGAGUUUAUUGGUACACUUUUCAGAAAUAAACAAAUCAUGGUGUGGAUUGGGCACUAAAGCAUGAUCUUCUCGAGGUUGUCUUCCAGAAACUUUCGGAUGAGGAGGCGUAUGUUCGAGCUACUAGUAUUUAUACCUUUGAAUCAAUUAUGCGUCAUCCUCAAGGAUGGAAGAGGAUGUGCGGCAAAAAUCUGGAUGAGCGACUCAGCAGUCAGU
This is a messenger RNA of Lobosporangium transversale, 2057 nucleotides long. RefSeq lists its product as hypothetical. The transcript has 8 exons. Lineage: Eukaryota; Fungi; Mortierellomycota; Mortierellomycetes; Mortierellales; Mortierellaceae. Bases 51 to 1901 code for a protein of 616 amino acids. The record is from RefSeq and is a predicted model, not a curated record.